Chironomus riparius is the source of this 2425-nucleotide messenger RNA. The record is from the annotation of a GenBank genome assembly. NCBI's taxonomy places the organism in Eukaryota, Metazoa, Arthropoda, Insecta, Diptera, Chironomidae.
AAAAAGAUCAGUUUUGAUCAAGACAUUUAAUUUAAUUAAUUUACUGCUAUUUAAAAGGAAUGGAAGUAGACCAUUACGUGAGGAACUCCGAAGACCUGAAAGAAGUCAUCGCACACGCAAAAUUAGAUGCUAAAAACUUGACAAAAAUAACACAAGCAAUUUACUUUAAUAACUAUCAUGAUUUGCUCGGGAAUGAUGAAACAUCCGAUAUAAAACUAUUAGAACUGGAUCAUGAUUUGUUAAAGGAAGUUGAAGCUGGAAGUAUCUUGACAUUCCGAGGAGGAUUAAACGACAAAGUGUGUUUAUGUUCAAGAAAUAAAACUUAUGAAAUUCGAAAUGCUGAGCAAACUAAUUCAAUGAUUGUGAUUCCGGAUCUUUUAAAUGCUGAAAGAACGAGUGAUAGCCCAUUAAAAAGUCCAGAAAAAGGCAGCAUCAAUAAAUCAUUGGAUAGGAGCUUAGAAGAUGAUGAAGUAGAGAAUACACAAGAAGCUUUAAAUAUUCCUCACGAGAUCCAACAUAAACAUAUUCUAAAAGUGUUUUACAACUAUUUGGAACCAAGACAGAUCCAGCCACAAAUUAAGAAAAUAUAUGAACUGCUAAAAUUAACAUGCUACAAUGGUCCUGAGAACGAAGAUUCAAUUAAUAAGAAGCAUCUCUUCACAAAACGACAGCUAUUUACAGCAAGUCAAUGUUCAGCAGCUGAAUUUGAUGCACAGCUAGAGAAACUUCGAAGCAUUAAAAUUAAUGAAUAUAUUCGCAUACUGGAUUAUGCUUACGAAUUUCGUGUCAUUACUUUAAUGACCAAUAUGAUUAAUGAGAAUAGCUGGAAAUUAAAUGAAGUUGAUAAAACUGAGACAAUAUCAGCACUUGAAGAUAUUGUUCCAGUAGAAAUUUUACAAGCAGUUUUUAACUAUUAUACAAUAAGAGAUGAUGAAACUGGAAAGUAUGAAUACAAAGAAGACAUGGUAUGCAGAAUAAUAGCUCUAAAUGUAUUGCAAGAGGGUUUAAAAUUUCAUAUUGAUGAGUUCCUGGAUGUUUGUCAAGGCGGAUUACCAGAAGGAAUGAAAAUGGAUGAAAGUUAUCUUCAUGGAAUAGGCGUAAUAGAUCGUGAAUCACAAAUUCCUAGCAUUAAAGGAUUAUUUGAAGGAAAUUUGCCAUUAAAUCUACAAAAUCGCUUAACCUGCCUUUUUAAAGCUAAAGAGAAGUGGACUGUCCAACAAAUCACACCUUAUUUGGAACUAUUUACUACUCCAAAGAUGCAGGUAUCAACAUUAUUAACAAAAUACACGAGAAGUGUUUCUGAAAAUGGCAUCAGAUAUUAUCAGGCAAAGCAUAAGUAAUCGUGGAAGUUUUAACGGAUUUUACUUUAAAAAUCAUGUUUUGCUUAUCCGUUUUUGACGGUUAUAAGAUAUUUUGAAAAAAAUGUUAAUAACAGGAAGGAACAAUAAAAAAUAACAGAAAGGAACACAGUAUUUUAUUAAAAAUGAGCGAGUUUAAAGAUUUAUACAAGGCAAGCUUUUUGGAAUCGAAUGAAAGACAAGCACAGCGACGAACGAGAUUGUUGGAGGAACAACGAAAAAAGAGAGAAGACAAUUUUUCAGGACAUCGAGAGAUAAAAAGUCCAAAAAAUAGAAAAUGGAAGCAUCAAUGUGAUUACGACUAUAAAUAUAACUUAAUGCUGUCAGAAUGGAUGAUGGAGAUUCCAGACGAUUUGGAGAACUUUCUAUUAGUAGCUUGUCCAAAAGGAAUCCGGUGUACUUUAUCAAAUGAAAAAACAAAAGGCAGUCUUAGUAAAUUAUACUACAAAAAUGGAACUGAAUUUCUAAGCAUUAAGACCAACUUACCAAAAGGAACAGUACUUGACUGUAUAUACUCAAAAACAACAAUCUUUGUACUGGAUGUCAUGAAGUACGAAGAAAGAGAAUUUAUUGAAUGUGAUACAGCUUUUAGAAGUUACUGGAUCAGGAACAAAUUCAUUGAAGAUGAUCUCAGGAUAUAUGAAAGCAAUAACAAAUGCUUAAAGUUUCAGCUUCUUGAAAUGCUGGAUUUUGCUGAUUCUCACGUUAUUCAAAAUUGCUUUCAGACUUUUCCAUUAUUUGAAAAUGAUAUAGUCAUUGAUGGAUUUUUAUUUUAUCAUAAAGAAGCUUCCUACACAUUUGGCGAGUCCCCUCUGGUUUUGUGGUUGUUUCCAUUUAUGAUUGAGGAUGUUUUGCCAAUGUUUCGUGUUCAUUUACAAUAUAAUGAACAAAAGCCAGACAAUUACACAACUUACCUUGACUACAUCUAUGAAUUUAAUUCAAAGCUUAAAACGAAGAGAAAGUCAAACAAUCACGCUGAAAAGGAGAAUAUGGAUGUUCAGGACAUUGAACAGGAAACAGACGAAAUGCAAAAGAUGAUUGAUUUAGAAAGAUUUGGAGAUUUUGAA